AUGUCACUAUCUCACCACCACGUUCUCAGGCCCAUGCCCAGGAGGCUGGAGUGGCAGUUCCAGGCCUGUCACUUUGGAGAAACCACAAGAGACACGUUGAGAGACACAGACCAGAGUAUCGUCAUACUGCACGCAAAGGUCGCCCAGAAGUCCUAUGGCAACGAGAAAAGGUUUUUCUGUCCUCCUCCUUGUGUGUACAUCAGCGGACAAGGAUGGAGAGUCAUGCAGGAUAAUCUCAAAGUGUCCGGCUUUGGAGACUCGGUGUACCAGGUCAGAGGAUACAUGUGUCUGGACAGCACCAGCCAAUCACAGACUGACGCUUUCAAACUGGUGUUCGAUGAGCAAGCGGACUCCAGGCAUCUGUACCAGAGUGGAAAGAAUGUCUGUCACAGUUGUUGCACUGUCUUUGAACUUGCACUGCUCAUCCGGGCUGAUUGUCUCUGA
Molecule: messenger RNA, 444 nt
Organism: Knipowitschia caucasica
Lineage: Eukaryota; Metazoa; Chordata; Actinopteri; Gobiiformes; Gobiidae
Source: the annotation of a GenBank genome assembly